AUGCGCCUCGCCCACCUCCACUUCCCCGACAUAACCUCCUUCACCCGGGUCGCCAACCUCCAACAAACCCUGACCAGCCGCCUCCUCUCCCACAAAAAGCACCUCACCCCGAACCCUCCGGACCCAACCAUCAUAACCUUCACCCCGAAUCCCGUCUACACGACCGGACGCCGCGACCUCCCGCCCUCCAACACCAGCCACCCCACCACCAACACCAACACCACCACCAACAGCAGCAGCAGCAGCAAACUCUCCCUCCCCCCCUCCCUCGAACCAAUCCGCUCACUCCUAAUCCCACCCCGCACAAACCCAAACCCAAUUAUCCCCCCCACCAAAGUCGCAGAAUACCACCCCACGCUUCGCGGCGGGCAAACGACCUACCACGGCCCGGGGCAAAUGGUCGCAUACACGAUCCUGGAUCUCCGACGACUGGGCCUCACCCCGCGCUGUCAUAUUCGGUUAUUAGAGAAUAGUGUGAUUGAGGUGUUGGGGCGGUAUGGGGUCCGGGGAAUGGUGACGGAGGAUCCGGGCGUGUGGGUGAAUCCGGAUGGGAAAGACGGGACGGUUCCGAGGAAGAUUACGGCGGUGGGGGUGCAUUUGCGGAGACAUAUUAGUAGUUAUGGGAUUGGGUUUAAUGUCACGGAGGAGCCGAUGUGGUGGUUUCGGCAGAUUGUGGCGUGUGGGUUGGAGGGGAGGGAGGCGACGAGUUUGCGGGGGGUGGGGGUCGAGGGGGUGAGUGUGGAUGAGGUUGCGAGGCAGUUUGUCGGGGCGUUUGUGGGGAGGGUGAAUCGGGAUUUUGCUUGUGGGGAGGGAGCUAGGGGGGAGGGGAUUGAGGAGGUGUAUAGUGUCACGGAGGAGGAUUUACUACGGGAGUAG
Aspergillus ibericus CBS 121593 is the source of this 876-nucleotide messenger RNA. Its product is annotated as lipoyl(octanoyl) transferase LIP2. Gene Ontology annotation, molecular function: lipoyl(octanoyl) transferase activity. Gene Ontology annotation, biological process: protein lipoylation. The record is from RefSeq and is a predicted model, not a curated record. The transcript has a single exon. NCBI's taxonomy places the organism in Eukaryota, Fungi, Ascomycota, Eurotiomycetes, Eurotiales, Aspergillaceae. The coding region runs from base 1 to 876 and encodes 291 amino acids. Gene Ontology annotation, cellular component: mitochondrion.